This is a messenger RNA of Artibeus jamaicensis (Jamaican fruit-eating bat), 11037 nucleotides long. RefSeq names its product nectin cell adhesion molecule 3 (gene NECTIN3). The record is from RefSeq and is a predicted model, not a curated record. Gene Ontology annotation, biological process: symbiont entry into host cell; homophilic cell-cell adhesion; heterophilic cell-cell adhesion. Gene Ontology annotation, cellular component: apical junction complex; adherens junction. Lineage: Eukaryota; Metazoa; Chordata; Mammalia; Chiroptera; Phyllostomidae. Bases 448 to 1977 code for a protein of 509 amino acids. The transcript is spliced from 9 exons.
GGAGGAGACGCGGCAGGCAGUCUGGGAUCAGACGGGAGCAGAGUUGGCGUGGGGCGGGCGAGUUCCUGCGCCCGCUCUGAGGGUCGGCUUCCUCUCCCCCCUCCCGCACAGGGCGGGGUGGUGCGUUCCGAGUUCCCAGGGGUUCCAGGCGGGCGGGAGCCGGGGGGGAGGGGAGUGGCGGCGGCGGCGGCGGCAGCGGCGGGCGGCUCCCGCCUCAGCUUCGGCAGUGGCGUCGGCGACGGCGGUGCCGAAGCAGCCGCUAGCGCUCCGCUCACUAUCAGCCGGCGGCGGAGGUUCAAGAACUAGGAGUUAGGGACGCGCGCGCUGGUCCUUCCGCCGCCGCCGUGCUGCGGCCGAUACUGCCGCCGCCCGGAGCCCGAGGCGCCGGGUCCAAGGGAGCCGGUGGGGGCCGGCGAGGGAGCAAGCGGGCCGGGGGGAGGGUGGGGAAUGGCGCGGACCCCGGGACCGGCUCCGCUGUGUCCCGUAGGCGGCAAAGCACAACUUUCCUCCGCUUCUCCCCCCGGAUCCUGUCUCCUGCUGCCACCCCCGACGCCACCGCCGCUGCUGCUCCUGCUCUUCCCGCUGCUUCUCUUCUCCCGGCUGUGUGGUGCCUUAGCUGGACCAAUUGUUGUGGAGCCACAUGUCACAGCAGUAUGGGGAAAGAAUGUUUCAUUGAAGUGUUUAAUUGAAGUAAAUGAAACCAUAACACAAAUUUCAUGGGAAAAGAUACAUGGCAAAAGUUCACAGACUAUUGCAGUUCAUCAUCCUCAGUAUGGAUUCUCUGUUCAAGGAGAAUAUCAGGGAAGAGUAUUGUUUAAAAACUAUUCACUUAAUGAUGCAACAAUUACUCUACAUAACAUAGGAUUUUCUGAUUCUGGAAAAUACAUAUGCAAAGCUGUUACAUUCCCACUUGGAAAUGCUCAGUCCUCCACAACUGUAACUGUAUUAGUUGAACCCACUGUGAGCCUGAUUAAAGGGCCAGAUUCUUUAAUUGAUGGAGGAAAUGAAACAGUAGCAGCCAUUUGUAUUGCAGCCACUGGAAAACCAGUUGCACAUAUUAACUGGGAAGGUGAUCUUGGUGAAAUGGAAUCCACGACAACUUCCUUUCCAAAUGAAACAGCCACAAUCAUCAGCCAGUACAAGCUAUUUCCAACUAGAUUUGCUAGAGGAAGGCGAAUUACUUGUGUUGUAAAACAUCCAGCCUUGGAAAAGGACAUCCGAUAUUCUUUCAUAUUAGAUAUACAGUAUGCUCCUGAGGUUUCAGUAACAGGCUACGAUGGAAAUUGGUUUGUAGGAAGAAAAGGUGUUAAUCUCAAGUGUAAUGCUGAUGCAAAUCCACCACCCUUCAAAUCCGUGUGGAGCAGGUUGGAUGGACAGUGGCCUGAUGGUUUAUUGGCUUCAGACAAUACUCUUCAUUUUGUCCAUCCACUGACUUUCAAUUAUUCUGGUGUUUAUGUCUGUAAAGUGACCAAUUCCCUUGGUCAAAGAAGUGAUCAAAAGGUCAUCUACAUUUCAGAUGUUCCAUUUAAGCAGACCUCUUCCAUAGCCAUAGCUGGAGCUGUAAUUGGAGCUGUCCUCGCCCUCCUCAUCAUUGCUGUUUUUGUGACUGUGCUGCUGACUUCUCAAAAAAAGAGACCAUCCUAUAUGGACAAAGUGAUUGACCUUCCACCCACACAUAAACCACCUCCUGUGUAUGAAGAACGGUACCCCUCUUUGCCUCAAAAAGAGCUGUAUCAGACUGAACAUUUGCCUUUGCAAACUCAUUUCAAAGGAAGAGCGGGCGGCGGUCUUGAGCACUCUAACGGACUAAAUAGCAGGAGAUUUGACUAUGAAGAUGAGAAUCCAGUGGGGGAAGAUGGACUUCAGCAGAUGUACCCUCUUUGUAAUCAGAUGUGCUACCAAGACCAGAGCCCUGGCGAACAUCGAAGUGACGAUCCCGAGAGAGUCUACAUCAACCCUCGAGAGCAUUACGUGUGAUUACCCUGCUUCUCACGGCUGCUCUGACAAAUGCGAUUCCUAGACCAGGGAGAGAAACCAAGGUUGAUAGUCAUUAUGUUGUCCUCCCUCAUACAAAACGAUCCCCCUGCAAGUGUAUCAGAAGGCGCGAUGAAUGACGUGGAGCCAAUAGCAAAUUUCUUUCCUCCAAUAAGUGUUUCUUCACCCCCAGCUGUGUCUGUGAACUUGACUACAGCUUUGUGUGUUUCUGUAACGAUGGUGUUUAACUACUAACAUUUGGCCUGCGAUGGCAUGUGCAUUGAAAAGCAGACCAUCUGCCUGCGAUGCCAGCAGCAACGCUCCGUAAAGAAAGCCCCCGCUGGGAGUGCGCACCUCGCUGGAUCUCAGACAGGCCCCCUGUUCAUCCGUAACUCAUACAGGCAGAAAAAGGAGUGGGAAAUCCAUCUCACUAACUGUCUAGCUGAGAUUUGGCUUUCCCUGACAUACUUAAUAUAUUCACAAUACCUGUGUACAAAUCAGAGGCUUGAGGAAACAGGCAAAAUUUAUUCUCUACACAAAAAAACAAGAAAAGGCAGUUUAAAGCUUCAGGUCAUUUGAUUGUGUUUAGACUCUUGUGAUAUUGUAAUAUAUGUUUCUUCUUGAUCACUAAGGCCCUGAAGGAUACAUAUGUCUUUCCUGGGUGACAUAGCUGCCUCGUCUUGGGUAGUGGAGUGCCAACCACGGUCCUCCUCUCGCUCUGUCCUCGUUCCCACAGUUCUGCUCUUUACUAGCCAGAUUAGCCUGUUCCCACCUGCUCGGUUCUGAACUCCCAGGAAACAGGCCUUUUCCCUCUUCUGUGAUAUUGUGUACGACAGGCUCAGCUUUCACUACGGAAAUUUCUUUAGAACUGAUCCUAUCCACACAGGCCUUAGCCACCCUCUGCAUUCUUCGUACUACUUAGUGUCCGUGCUUCAUCUACCUCAGAAAAGCCUGCUGGUAAAUCACUGUGAAAUAACUCCUGUUUUUAAAAGACAGGUGGAAAAUUUGAAACCUUAAAAAAAAAAGUCACUUCGAUGUGGCGUAUGUGCCAAACCCACGUGUUGCCCUUGAUCCCCCUCCCCUACUUUAUAUGGUCAACAACAAGAACAAAGAUAUGACUAAAAAAAGGCCCUGGCCAGCCCUGACCAGUGUGGCUCAGUUGGUUGAGUGUCGCCCCGACAAAGUGAAAGGUCGUGAGUUUGAUUCCCGGUCAGAACACUCACCUGGGUUGUGGGCCCAGUGUCCAUGUGCAGAAGGCAACCAAUCGACAUUUCUCCCACACAUCCCUGUUUCUCUCUUUCUUCCUCCCCCCUCUCUAAAAAUAAAUAAACAAGAUUAAAACAAACAAAUGGAAAAAAAACAAACAAAAAACCCUGGUCAGGUAGCUUAGUUGAUUAGAGCAUCGUCCCAUGCACCAGAAAUUUGCAGGCUCAGUCCCCAGUCUGGGCACAUACCUAGGUUAUGGGUUUGAUCCCCAACCAAGGUGUGUACAGGAGGCCACUAAUUGAUAUUUCUGUCUCACAUCGAUGCUUCUCUUUCUCCCUCCCUCUCUCUCUAAGGUCAAUAAAAACAUAUCCUAAGGUGAGGAUUAAAAAAAAAGAUGCUAAAAAAGCCAGUAGUGACUAAGGUACCAGUGUAGCCUCCACAGCUCUAGUGCCAACUCUAGUGUCUGUCUUGAGUUUUCUCACUUGGCCAACUUUUCCUCACUGAGAGGCAAGGCAGGAAUUAAAGUGGGGUGAGCAGAGGAGGGAGCACAGGCACAAAUGUGAUCACCCUCCCUCACAUCUGAAGGAAAUGUGUGAUGCUACACGUAGUGAAGCAUCGUUCCACUGUGUGUUCUGGCAGAUUAGAGGUAUGCCACAGAUUUCAAAAAAAGCAAAACAAAAACAAAACCCUACAGACUUCUCAUAUAUUAGGAAAGAGUGAUAUAAACAGUAUAAAGUAGUACACAUUUCCAACCUAAGCUUCAAGGGGGCAGGAGAAUAGUAACAUAGAUAUCUAAUGAGAUACCAAAGAUACCUUGUGAUUCGGACUGUGCUGGCUCCAGUUCUUGCCUGUGUGUCGUCAUGCUUUGUCAGGGAAAGCAUCCAGUCCUUCUGCAGUGGUAAUACACUGCUCCCGUGACUUGGUGACCAGUGACUCUAGGAGAAAGAUGCUUAAGUUCUAACUCAACGCUUUAGCUAGGAAAUUCACAAUGUAAAGCUUAUAUGGGAUCAGAGAAGGUUAAGUUAAAGGAGUUCAUCAUCACCAAGCCCUUAUAUGAAAUGUUAAAGGGACUUAUCUAAGAAAUAGACGAUCAAAAACUAUGAACAGUAAAAUGACAACAAACUCCUAUCAACAACUGAGCCUGAAAAACAAAAACUAAGCAAACAAUGAGAACAGGAACAGAAUCCCAGAACUUGAGAUCACAUGGAGGGUUGUCAGUGGGAGGGGGAGAAGGGAGGGAAAGAAAGAGAAUACAGAGCAUAAUUGGUAGCAUAAAAUAGACAGGGGGAGGUUAAGAACGGUGUAGGAAAUAGAGAAGCCAAAGAACUUACAUGUAUGACCCAUGGACAUGAACUAAGGUGGGGGUGCUGCUAGAGGUUGGAGGGGUGCAGGGCAGAGGGAGGAUAAAGGGGAGAAAAAAUUGGGACAACUGGAUAGCAUAAUGAAUAAAAUAUACUUUAAAAAAAGUUAUAUGGUAUCAAAGGGUAAAUUCCGAGGACCCUCACUGCUCCCUCAGAGCUAGAAUUUACUGCCCUUUGCAGCAAGCUGAUACAGAAAGAAAAUAUUUGACUUUGAUACGGGGAAUCCCAUCAGUGAUUUAGUGUAACUGCAGGUGUAGGAAUCCUUGCAGUUGUUUUCCCAUAGAAAGAUGACUCUGGUCAGAGCUCUCCUUCACAGGGAGGUGUUCUGUAAAAUACUGAGUGUUACAGGAGAGGAAAUACUGUGGAGCAUCACCUCCUUUAGAAAGCUUUAGUAGUGUCUCACACAUAGCGGGUGGUUUCUUGGGUCCUGCUGGGAAGCAGGUUGUUGACUUAGUGUCAUAAAGUGCACCUGCGUCCCAGUGGGGAAUAGAGAUGGCUUCAUUUGCACUAGGGAAGGAGAUUCGGGAGCACUGGGUUUCAGGACCCCUUUGACCUGUGUGCAGUACCUUCCUUACCAAGAAGAACCCAAUACUGCAUUUUUCAUCAUCUCAAUGUGGUUAUGGGAAAGAAAUUUCAGGGUGUAGGUACCUCCCUCCCAGCCAGGUAGUUCAAUACCCUUUUUGCCUAUCUCUCCGGUAUGAUAUUUCUCUAAUGAGCAAGUAGAUUUUAUAGCCGUUGGCCCCUUACAAGCUAUGUUGCUCACCCUGGUGCAUCCCAUCUGCAUCUGUUCUCGCUAAAUGCUGAGUGAAAUAGAAAGGAGCUUUAAAAAAGUUUGAUCAACCAGCCCCCUCAACCAAAAUACACCCUCUAAAAUUAGCCUGUCAGUCUCUAAAUUUGGAGCCUAGACUAGACGAUGGCUCUUUAAAUUUGGAAGUCAGACUCACGAAGAUCCGUAAGUGAGGCUUAGGGAUGUAAGCCUCAGCUGGUACUGGAUGCUCUUCGGGUUUACUGAAACACACUGAAGCAGAGAGAAGUCCCAGAGUGCUUAUCCACUUACGGUCGUGGCCUUGCAUUUCGAGAGGCAGUGUGUGCUCUGUCUUAAACCCGUGCCUGUUUUGGAGGCGCCCAGGCUCCAGGAGUGUGCCUUGUUGCUUCAGUAGCAGGUGAUAACCAGUUCUUUGCAGACCACACUAGGAUAAAGUGUCUGUACGUACCCCUUAGGAUUGGGCGGACCUAAUGGGAUAAGAAUUUAGAUUAAUUCUUUAAUGGUGAUUUCUUUUUCUCUCUUCAGCAAGGGUUCCCGUCUAUGACCUUAUGUGUUCUAACUUUGAAGAAGUCCAUGCUCUUCGGGACAUGUGAUAGGAAACUUCUUAUCCCUGUUAGGCUUCCCUGUAACAUGCCCACAGAAGAUGCUAAAGAAAUGUGCUAGAAACGAAAUUAAUUGGUGCCCUCAUUAAUUUUUUAUGGCCCUGUUUACUCACAGAGACUCAGGGAUGACAGUUUCUUUAUCCCUCUUUGAGAAUGAUUUCCUAAGUCCUGUGCCACAGUAGUCUAAACUAUACUAUUUUGUUUUUCAUUAUUCAGUCUUUCCCUGCACUGUGCUGUUCUCCAAGUGCUAUUCUUAACAUAUAAUAGUCUCCCUUAAAACCUCUUAUUCCCUGGGGGAAUAGAAGACAGACCAUUACACCAAGAAUCAAAAGAACAGGUUCUGUCUACCCCAAGCCUCGUGCCUUUGAGCCAUAGAAAUUUAGACAACACUUAAACUCUCCAGGGCAUCAGCUGCCCCAGUGCAUACAGCAGAGAUGAUCACACCUUCCUCAGCAGCAACAUGGUGGGAGUCAAGUAAGACAGCAAUGGGUGGAAUAUCAUAAGUCUCUUCAAAUGCGGAUGCCUCUGAUUCUGUUGUCCUUGCAUGUCAUAACAAAGUUCGCAGCACCUUUGCCAGCUUUCGAAUACCCUAGCGUCCCCAGGGAGAAAUGUCAAAUAAAAGUUUCAGUUGGACCUAAUUUGAAUAUAGCCAAGUACAAGUGGAAAACAUUGCUUUUACUGUGACAAUCAUCUGUCAUAUGAAAAACUUGAUACCUGGGUUUUAUUGCCUUUUUGCCUAGAAUUGAAAAUGCACGUUGCUGUGACCAGUAGUUGCUCUUGUUUGACACGUUACUGCUAAUGACGGCCACUGUUACUGAGUUCGCAGCAUGGACUGGGCUCUAGGGCAAGCACCUUACAUGAAUCAUGUCCCUGACUGGAACCAAACCCCUGUUCCCUUCCCAGCAGCCCUGUGGGGACAGAGGGGCUCACGGUGACGCCUACACUGCAAGCCCAUAAUCACACUUAACGUCGGUGUUGCAGAUCCGUUUUGGGGAAUGAUGUUAGGGUUGAGGCUUUCUCAAUUUUUUUUAAAGCAGAGUUGAAGAGGGGAACAUGGACAAAUCAUAAGAAAUGUUCAUUAAAAUGAAAGCAAGAGCAUAUAUUCAUUUUAAGUACUUUUGAACUUCUCAAAAUGCUUGUUGAGUCUCAGACCCAUUAGAUUAACCAUAGCUGCAGAAAUAGCCAGCCAAAUAAUUAAAAUCACUCCAUUUCAGUUGGUUCCGCUUCAGUGGCACAGACUUCUAACACGUCAUCCUGAACUUAGUUAACUGCUCUGUUUAGUUUGCUCCACAAUGGUUGAACUCCCAGAAGCGGUGGCACUCCCGUAGCGGACAGUUGGAAAGAAAGUGGGCUUUGGUAGAAAGCCAGAAGAAUAGGAAGCAUGUGAAGUAGAAAUGUCACAGUUCUGUGUUUCUCUUCUUCCUGUGCUUAAUUGACAAAAGUCUUUUAUCCUUGGGAUGUUUGCGGAUCUUAUGGGAGAACUUAUGAGAAAACAGGGACUUCCAGUUGUCUGUUAACUAAAAACUGCUUUUCCAAGCCUAUUCCAUCACAGACUGUGACUGGAUUCACCUCAAUGCACCUGUAAAGGUAUCUGCAUUUCGUCCUUUAGAGAAAAAAAAAAUUGUUGUAAACUAGACUUAGCCAAUUUGGGCACUUGCGAUUAUUAGGUUGCUUUUGGAGGUCUUCAGUAGGCAGAGGUGGUGAAGGCUGUUGAUCCUCCUUCCCAAACCUUACCCAGUGGUACUUGACAUUGAAAUCGGGUUUUAGACCGACGUCCGCCUCAUCCACGUUUCUAAGUAAGCGCUAGAAGAGACGUGUUGUAACAGUUUACCUGUCUUGUGUGCCUGCAAAAGUCCCAGCUCCAUUCCAUUAAGGAAUUUAAUAAUAUCUUCAGUGAAAGGGUUAGUUAAAGAAAUGAAUCCAGUACUUUUCAGGCAGGCUUCAGUGUCCGGCACCCAAUUCUGUUUAAAUGUUAGGCACAGAAUCUAGGGGUCCCAGGGCUAGUGGGCUUGCUAGAUUCUCACACCUGUUCAAGGGCUGGACUGCCCCAGUGUUGGGGCCAAUCCACAUGCCUUGAUCACCGUUAAUUGGACCCUUGAAAACUGUCACUCGUUAACAAAGUCUCUGGUGUUGCACUACAGAAAAAGUUCUGAUGAGACUGAAGUUUUUCAAAUGCUAAGUAACAACCUUUGGGGGGUGUGUUUCCAACCAGGAUAUUCCAAAUAGUAACUAACCCCUCCUUAUUAAGACGAAUUAACAUAUGCCAAAAUAAUUAAAAUGCAUGGAAGGUAACAAUUUGCUAAGGAUUCCUCACACCAGGGGGAGGUAGAUGUAUUCACUGCCCUGAAGUCAGCCACCUGCCGAGCAGAGAACCUGCUGGCAUUUCUCUUUAGUGAAGGCUUUUUCCUUCUCAGGGGAUGGGGAAUGGGACAGAGGGAAAGAGGGCUACUUAACAUUUGCUGCUGAAAAAAUAAUUUGCAGUUCAUCUUUGUCCAUGGUGCAUGUACAAGGAAAACCUUACAUACACCAACAUCCCUGUAUUUCAAGCCCAUUUGACGAUACUUGUUUUGACAUUGUCUUUAAGAAAUGGUUAGAGAUAGGAAAAGGGAGGCCAUUUUUAACUCGACAUUGAAAAUAUUAGGUUUAUUUCUACUUUAUUUCCCAUACUAGCAUAUUCUCUACUCAAGUCACAUUUUGUGGAGAAACUGUCCAAAAUUCAGAUGACACUAGUGACGUGGAAUUUCAUUCUGUAUAACAGGGAGAAGGGAAACCACCCAUGACAAUUAAAAGGAUUCUUUAUGCCACUGGUUGGGGAAAAUUCCUUCCAUUGGUUUAUUCCCCAGAAUAUUCCAAUCAGUUUGGGGGAUUUAAGGCUAUGACGCAUAUCAAAUUACAUAUCUCCCUGCACCAAAGCACUAGUUAUAUAGUCUGUAUCCUUCCCUUCUAGCUGCAAGGUGCAGACUAAAUGCCUGGGUUUCGUGGGAAGAGAUGUUGGUGAACACUGAGGGAAAAUGGUAACAUUUCUGUGAACUGAAAAUGGGGGGGCCCUGUCCCCAGGUGCUCCUAGUCUGGAACUCUGCUGUUUACAGUUGCCACUUGUAAAGGGUUUACACAGGAGUCGUCAGUUGAGCCCAAGGAGACCUAUUCUUGGACUUUAAAGUAUUAUUAGGUUGUAAUUGCUGGCCCAAUUUUCCAUAAACAAAAAGCAGCCUUCAGAGGUCUUUCCGUCUUUCCAUCCAGGGCUGGGGGACCCGUGGGCCUCUGGGGUUUUUUACAAACACUACCAUUGAAGUUUUUACUAUCAGGUGCCCUAGGGCCUAAAUUGGGUGUAUUUAUUAUCAUGGCCUGGGAUUUAACUGUCGAUUAGAGGAGAAAGUCGAUUAGAGGAGAUCUUGAGGGAAAGCCUCCUAGGAACCCAGAACAUCGGGUUUGCUACACUGCUUUAGAACUUCGGUCUCUGCUGCUACACACUAUGCCUGUCGGCCUUGGGGAAAUGUUUUAUGUAAUCCCUCCAGAGGUCAGGAAUGUACUUCAAACAUUCACACUGUCCUUAAUAGCUCAUGGUGAAUCUAUGAAUCCAGGGUCGCAUAUGAUUUUCCAAGUGCCCUUGUUUUGCUUUUCAGUACUCUUCCUGAUGGCAACCAGUAUUUUUUUAAUCCAUCCUAACACAGCUAAAUUGAAUUCCUCUCGUAAGCCAUGUUGAUGGCUCAGUGUCCACCAUAUUUUAAUGACAAGCAGUGUAGUAUUUUGUCCUAAAUGCAUUAGUUUGCACUUGCCCAGAUAGUGGCUCAUUUGUGCCUCUACUUUUUCACUUGGUCUCAUGAGAAAUUAGUGCGUGAAUUCCCAUCAACUGAGCAUGUCGAUACCCAGAAGCACAUUUGUCAUCUUAGGUUUCAUUGUGUACUUGAAAUUCCAAGUCCUUUGUGAAAAAUGUUAAGUAGCUGGUGUUGCUACUGGAUCCCUGGAUUAUUCCAGCCAUCCACCCAGAAAAGUUCCUGUUUAUCCUCUACCUUCUGUUCUAUUUCCAAGCCAAUACUUUAAGACAUAACAUCUGCUCCAGCCUGUUCACUCUCCAUGUGGUCUCAACCUUUGCUGUGCUUCUCAGUUUCACACGCAUUAAGUUAGUGCUCUCUACCUCAUAGGGGUUUUAUGGAGGGAAAACUAAGAUGUUUAACAAUUGUCUUCAAGAGAGAUCCUACUUUUAAAGUGACUUUAUAAAAACCCCUUGGCUUAGAGAUGAGAAACUCUCUAUAGCUAUUAUAUUUUUUUCUAUUCAUGUAUUGCUAUUUUUAUUUCUGAAAAGUGAUCUCUGAAUAGAAUCUGUGUGCCAGCUCUUUCUUGCUAUUAACCCCUUCACACUGAGAGUGUGCUCUCUACCUUAUUUAUGUAAGUUCUGAACCUUUUACCUGUGGAGCCGAACUAAUUCUCCCACAACAGAGCUAUACUUUUAUUUCCAUCAUUAAACAAAUUAGUGUCUUCUGUGAAGAGGCAUCUGGCUCUAGACACAAGAAAUCACAAUCUAAUGAGGUCUCACUGCGGCCUCACGUGCCUUGCUUCUUCCUGUACAAACAAAAGUUAAUUCUGCAAUUUCACAGCACCUGGGUGUUGUGAGUCGUGCCUAAUAAAUGAUGAAAAGCAUUUUGCAAAUGUCCUGUGCUGUAUAAAAGUAUAGUGAAUAAUCUGGAGAGUCUUCAAGUAGAAAUGCAUUCUAGUAUAACUCAAUUCAGAAUACUAGUCCACUCAUUUUCAAGAGAAAUGUUUUGCUAAUAUGUUCUUAUUUUAGUGAAAAUUAGUUUCUAGUCAUUUGAAUAAUUUUUAUUUUGAUGUAUAGGAGGGAAUCAAUAGUACAUAUUAUUGAUUGUCAGAAAAUAUCCAGUUGUAUUUUCAUUGUUCAAACUGGAAGGGUUGCAUAACAGCGUAGUGAGUCAGGAGGAGGAUUCCAGCUCAAAUGUAGCAAAUAUAGAAGUACAAAGAUUGCCUUUCAUUCUGAGAUUAUGUUAAAAAUAGUAGAUGUUAAUGUUGUUUUAGAUAUCCUUUAUUUUUAAGUUACCAGAAAUUGUCUUUUAUUUGUACAGUUUUGAACUGUAUGGUUCUUUACAUGCUUUGAAUAAAGUUUUUAACAACUAAA